AUGGCCACAUCAACGUCUGCAAAUCCACAUAAUGCACCAAAUGCUCGAAUUGAAAGUCUGGCAAGAAAAAGAAAAGUAUCAGCUAUUAUUUUCUUAGUUUUUGGUAUUUUAUUACUUGUUGCCGGUUCUCUACUUGCUUCUUAUGAAAAACAACGAUUUUCUGUUUCAUUUAUUGUUUUCGGUGGUAUCGGUAUUAUAUUUGCUUUUAUGUAUUGGAUAUCGGCUCAAAAAAUCCUAACAGCAUUACGAAAACUCAAUGCUCAACGAAUGAGACAAGCAAGAUUUCAAGCUCAAAAUUCUGGUUCAGUUAAUUUUACAAGUAUGACUAGCAGAGAUUUCCAUCGAUAUUCAAGUCCAUUCCACAUGAGUUUACCCAGUUAUGAACAAAGUAUUUUGCGCCCAAUAGACGUUCCGCCAUCAUAUGAAGAAGCGAUUAAUGUUAAAUCAAUAAAUGGUACUACGAAUUACUCUAGUCACGAUUCAUCUACUGUUCCGAUUCAUUCAAUAUCACUUGCAGUCGAUCAAGCUGAAAAUGCUACUACUACUAAUUUUACAAAUCAAGAAAUACCGAAUCGAAAACGUACUGCACUUAAUUCUUCAUCACAAUAA
Rotaria sp. Silwood2 is the source of this 609-nucleotide messenger RNA. NCBI's taxonomy places the organism in Eukaryota, Metazoa, Rotifera, Eurotatoria, Philodinida, Philodinidae. The record is from the annotation of a GenBank genome assembly.